AUGGCGACUCCAGCUCCAGUCACGCCAGAUACGCCCAUUGUCAUCAAAAUCGCAGUUAACGACACUCCCAAGAAGCUCAAGUUGCCACUGCGCGAUCUCGGUGUCGCCAGCCUACCCGGCAAGCUUCGCCAGGUCCUCGACAUCAAGCCAGAGCAGCUCAUGGUCUUGGAGAGAUACAGCGACAGCACUGGCGGCUACGUCACCCUCAAUGAAAGCAACCCACAGGUGUUCAAGACGCUCAUCCGGGCAGCAAAAGCAAAGGGCAAGCUUCGGUUGAAGGCCACGGUGACCUCGGAGGCCAGCGUGGAGUCGAGUGAGGAGGUGCCUGCGCGUGCAACUAAGCCAAUCGCUCGUGAGUCCACCGCUUUCGAUCAGCGCUCUAUCGGCAGCGGAAUCUUUCAAUUUCGCGAGUCCCGCGASCGCGCCUCCCAACAGACGUUGAUCAACCUCAAUGACGAAGCUCCCGUGCCACGUCCUUUCGUUGACAGCCCGGCAAACUUCUUCGACAAACUCGCCGAGGCCGCAGCACAGCCUCUCGCAUUUCGCACUCGCGAGAUCGUUGAGCCAAACGCCAAACUCGGCCGCGCCUGGUCCGUGUACUGCAAUGAGUGCGACAAGGCUAUGGACGAUGUGCACUUCCACUGCUCGAUUUGUGACGGUGGCGACUACGACCUCUGCAAGGAGUGUGUUGAUAACAGCAAACACUGUCCAGGAGAGGGCCAUUGGCUUAUCAAGCGCUUUAUCAAGAACGGCGAAGUCGUUCCCAGUGAGACCGAGCAUGUCCUCCCACGCAAGACUGCUGCUCUGCCGCUGAUCCCAUGUCUGAUCGAGGAGGCCGUCAAGAAUGACAUGCCGGGCACCUUCACGACCCUCGAGCAGUCUAAGGGCAUGGCUGAGGAGUCGCGCGUGGCGACUCGCACCUGCAACGGCUGUGUUGUGGUUCUACCGGAGCAUGAGUUUGUAACCUGCUCUACCUGCGACGAUUACGACUUGUGCAUCAAGUGCAUCGGUGCCGACAGCCACGGCCACCACCCUGCGCACGGCUUCGAGCCUGCCACUUCGGAGACUGUUCUUCCAGCUAUGUGCGAGGCGAAGCUGGUCGCGGGUCGCAACGUUCGUCACAGCGCUGUCUGCGACGGCUGCGACAAGCCGAUUCGUGGCGUGCGUCACAAGUGCCUCGCCUGCCCGGAUUGGGACUACUGCGGCGACUGCGUUAAGGGCGCCAACCGCACUCACCCACGCCAUCGUUUUGCAGCACUUUAUGAGCCCGUUGGCGACCAACCCGCUGGCGCUGCUGUUCGCCACUUUGGCAUCUAUUGCGAUGGUCCGCUCUGCMGCAACAAACGCGAGCAGUCCUACAUCCAUGGAGUGCGCUACAAGUGCACCAUUUGCAGUGAUACCGACUUUUGCGCGUCCUGCGAGGCUCUUCCAGGCAACCACCACAACCGCACCCACCCUCUGAUCAAGUUCAAGACCCCAGUUCGCAAUGUGAACGUGAUGACCGAAAACGAGGACGUCCGCGGCAACGUCAAGGUGCUAGGCGAUCGUCACUGCUCGGCUCAGUCUCAGCAGACCGGCACCACUGCUGCGGCCACAUCGUGUCCACAAACCAACGCAGCUACCGAAGUGCAGACUGUAGCUGAGAUCAUGCCUACUGAAGUAAAAAAGGAGACUAUGCCCGUCUUAGUUCCUGUCAAGAAGUUUGUUGAGAAGACAGUUAUGCCAGAUGCCAGCGCUCUCAACGCUCACUUCGUCCGUGACAGCAUUCCCGACGGCAUGAAAGUCCAGCCAGAUACCCGUUUCGCUCAGACUUGGUUUCUCACCAAUCCAGGUCCUCACGCAUGGCCAUCGGGCUGCAGCGUUCGCUACGUGGGCGGAGACAACAUGUUGAACGUCGACAACAGCCACCCUGUCUCCGUCGCAGCUAUCGCCGAUGCCACCGAGAGCAACGUUGUUGGUCGAGAAGUGCAGGUCGGUGAAGUUGUGGCUUUCAAGGUCGUGCUCAAGGCGCCCGUUCGCGAGGGCAAGUCAAUCAGCUACUGGCGUCUAAAAGCUGCUGAUGGCACUCCGUUCGGUCACCGUCUGUGGUGCGACAUCGAAGUCAAGAAGGAGCAGCAGCUCAACCAGCAGCCUGUGCUCGCCACUUGCGCCCGUCCAGCGCCUAUCCCCAGCUCCAACACCAGCUCACUAUUCCAGUCGCAGCAGGCAGCUCAAUUGCAGGCAAUGCAGGCCCAGCAGGCUAAGCAUGCUCAGUUGCAGGCUCAGCAGGCUCAGUUGCAGGCUCAGACGGCUCAGUUGCAGCGGGAACGCCUGCAGCAGACGAUGGCCCGCGCACGAUCCGAGCACGUUGCGAAACAGCAGAAGGCAAUUGCCGCCCAUCAACAAGCYCGCGAAAUGCGUUCGAACCCUCAGCUACCGAUCAACGACUCUCCAACCUCAACGAUGCCAACGCCAGUGGUGGGCAGUUCCCAGCCGCCGAUCUAUCAGCCGUUCGAAGCUCCGCGUCCAUCUGAGCAGCCACCGUCCUAUGAUAGCAUGAACUUGUCUGCUCGCUUAGCCGUCAUGCGCGACCAGCAGAAGCAGCGUCACGAGCAGAUGCUGGCCCAGAACCCUAUGCCAACGGCAAUGCAGAACAUCCACCAGACGGGCAGCAGAAGCUCUCCUGAUGCUGAGAAGAUGCGUCGCGAGGCACUCAAGCAGCGAGUGGCCCACAUCAAGGCGAACAUUCUCAAGACACGCGAGGAGCGCGAGAAGCUGACCGAGGAACUUGCGCGACGCGAGUCCAAUAAGCAGGUCGAGAAGUCUGUUGAUGACAAGAAGAUCACCAAUGAUGACAAGGUCCAGAAGAUUGUUGGUGAGGUACUGAAGAAUGCUCAAAAUGAUGUGCAGCAGCAGCCGGAGCAUGCGGAGGAGGAGGGUCUCUCCGACAGCCAGAUGGUCUUCCCAAAGCUCGACAAGGAGAGUCCGGCAAGCAGUCUGUACGGCUCUGCCACCAGCGGCUCGAGCAAGGCCAAGGCCGCUUACGUUGAGAACGAGGAUGGCGAAGUUGAGAGUGCAGCUAUUCCUGCCGCGACUGUCCAUCCAGCGCCUUCGGCCUCGUCCGACGCUGACGAGGAUCAUGACUUUGUCGAUCUCGAAGAUGAAUUGGAAGUCUUGAGCGCGAGCGGUGAUGAGAGCGACGAUGGCUUCUUGACAGACGAGGAGUACGACAUCCUCGACGCUUCUGAUUCCGAGACGGUCGCUUCUGGCUGGCGCGGCUAG
Messenger RNA from Ramularia collo-cygni, 3261 nucleotides. RefSeq lists its product as uncharacterized. NCBI's taxonomy places the organism in Eukaryota, Fungi, Ascomycota, Dothideomycetes, Mycosphaerellales, Mycosphaerellaceae. The record is from RefSeq and is a predicted model, not a curated record. Gene Ontology annotation, molecular function: zinc ion binding. Bases 1 to 3261 code for a protein of 1086 amino acids. The transcript is spliced from 5 exons.